AUGGCCGGUACCGAAACAAAGAAGAGGACAAAUGACGGCCGGCUUGCGCCGCCGUCCAAGAAACAGAAGCGUCAAGACAAGAAGCAAGCAGAGCCCGCCUCGGACGAAGAGCAAAGUUUCGAUGCGGUAAACCUCCUCGACUCGGAUGACGAUGACAUUCUUAACGCGAACGUCGACGACGGCGCGGUCUCCGACGACAAUGAUUCAGCGAGCUCGGCAGACGAGCGUCCCACGCCCAGGAAGACGACAAAACCUGCCCCCAAGGCGAAAAAGAGCAGAGAUGCCCCCGUGGGCACCGACUCGGAUUCGGACUCGGAAGAAGAAAGCGCCGACGACCAUGAAGGCGCGCCUCAGAAGACCAAGUCCAAACGUAAUGAUCCCUCUGCCUUCUCCACAUCCAUGUCCAAGAUUCUUUCGACCAAGCUCUCGAACGCAAAACGAGCGGACCCCGUCCUCGCCCGCAGCGCCGAGGCCCACGAGUCAGCCAAGGCGGCCGUCGACCUGGCGCUCGAGUCCAAGGCGCGCAAGCAGAUGAGGCAGCAGAAGAAGGAGGCGAUGGAGAGGGGCCGCGUGCGCAACGUGCUGGUGGCGCCCGAGACGGAGGAUACGUCGACGGGGGAGAUGAUUGAGACGGAGAGGCGGCUGCGCAAGGUCGCGCAGAGGGGUGUCGUCAAGCUCUUCAAUGCCGUGCGGGCGGCCCAGGUCAAGGCUGCUGAGGCGGAGAAGAAGGCACGCAAGGACGGCGUGGUGGGUGUGGUGAGGAGAGAGGAGAAGAUUAACGAGAUGAGCAAGAAGGGAUUUUUGGACCUCAUUGCGUCCGGCGGCGGAGGGCUGAAGAAGGGCGCAUUGGAGGAGGCUUGA
Molecule: messenger RNA, 861 nt
Organism: Colletotrichum spaethianum
Lineage: Eukaryota; Fungi; Ascomycota; Sordariomycetes; Glomerellales; Glomerellaceae
Product: ribosomal RNA-processing protein 17
Exons: 1
Coding region: 1-861 (286 amino acids)
Biological process (GO): maturation of LSU-rRNA; maturation of 5.8S rRNA
Cellular component (GO): preribosome, large subunit precursor
Source: RefSeq, a predicted model, not a curated record